AUGAAUGAAUGCUUCUCCGUUUUGGUUUUUCCUCAAGCGGGAGGAGGUGAUGAAAUUAGGUUUGGGGUGUGUUAGGGGUAUAGCUUUGAGAGGCAAAAAGAUCAGGGAAAGAUCAAGCAGGAAGGAACUUACACCAGAUUAAUUUAAAUAUGUGUUACUUUUCUUCCCCCUCUCGCCCCAUCCCCACCGUGCCGUCCCCGCCCCUUCUACAGCAUUUCGAUUCCUGGAGAGCAUUACACAUGUGUCCCAUCCCAGGCCUCUAGCCACAGCAACCACACGACUCAUUUCUCCUGGAACUGAGGCUGCAUACCUGGGCUCCCCACAGAGGGGGAAUCCCACCUGCUGUGAGUCACCUGCUGGCAUAAAGGGCGGGCCUUACAAUGCAGGGACCUUAAAAGACUCAGAGACAAAGGGAGAAAAACAACAGGAAGCAGCUCACAGACUCCGUGGACAACAGAGGGAACCUUACCAGAGACACACUGAACAGAGAGAAUCAGGCUCAAAGCAAGUGGAAGUAGGCAGAGAUUCCACAAGGACUAGUGCAAGGCACAGAGCCAGCCAGAUUUGAGAAGAAGGCAAAAAGAUGCUGGGGAGCAGAGCUGUAAUGCUGCUGUUGCUGCUGCCCUGGACAGCUCAGGGCAGGGCUGUGCCUGGGGGCAGCAGCCCUGCCUGGGCUCAGUGCCAGCAGCUCUCACAGAAGCUCUGCAUGCUGGCCUGGAGCGCACAUCCACUAGUGGGACACAUGCAUCUAAGAGAAGAGGGAGAUGAAGAGACUACAAACGAUGUUCCCCAUAUCCAGUGUGGAGAUGGCUGUGACCCCCAAGGACUCAGGGACAACAGUCAGUUCUGCUUGCAAAGGAUCCACCAGGGUCUGAUUUUUUAUGAGAAGCUGCUAGGAUCGGAUAUUUUCACAGGAGAGCCUUCUCUGCUCCCUGAUAGCCCUGUGGGCCAGCUUCAUGCCUCCCUACUGGGCCUCAGCCAACUCCUGCAGCCUGAGGGUCACCAUUGGGAGACUCAGCAGAUUCCAAGCCCCAGUCCCAGCCAGCCAUGGCAGCGCCUCCUUCUCCGAUUCAAAAUCCUUCGCAGCCUCCAGGCCUUUGUGGCUGUAGCUGCCCGGGUCUUUGCCCAUGGAGCGGCAACCCUGAGUCCCUAAAGCCAACAGCUUAAGGAUGGCACUCAGAUCUCCAUGGCCCAGUGAGGCCAAGAUAAAUCUACCACCCCAGGCACCUGUGAGCCAACAGGUUAAUUAGUCCAUUAAUUUUAAUGGGACCUGCAUAUGUUGAAAAUUAGCAAUACUGACUGACUUGUGAUGCUGACCUAUGAUAAAGUUGAGUAUUUAUUAGAUGGGAAGGGAAAUUUCGGGAUUAUUUAUCCUCCUGGGGGCAGUUUGGGGAGUAUAUUUAUUAUAUUUAUAUUAAAUAAUGUACCUUUUUCAAUAAAGACUUAUUUUUGUGGCUA
This is a messenger RNA of Cebus imitator (Panamanian white-faced capuchin), 1458 nucleotides long. It is a transcript of the gene IL23A, whose product is annotated as interleukin 23 subunit alpha. The transcript has 4 exons. Lineage: Eukaryota; Metazoa; Chordata; Mammalia; Primates; Cebidae. The record is from RefSeq and is a predicted model, not a curated record. Bases 584 to 1153 code for a protein of 189 amino acids. Gene Ontology annotation, cellular component: extracellular region; interleukin-23 complex. Gene Ontology annotation, molecular function: cytokine activity. Gene Ontology annotation, biological process: positive regulation of T-helper 17 cell lineage commitment; positive regulation of T cell proliferation; immune response.